UUUUUAAUAUUGGUUUUUGUUUCGUCAUCAGUUUGAUGAUUCUUGAUUGUUAAUCUUGUCGAAUCUAUGGCGGAUUGUGUUUUUUAGUGUGGUUUUAAGAGAAGCGAUUUUAGUUGAAAAAAGAGGUUACCGCAGAGAGGCGAACUGUAGAGGACGGAUCGAUCGAGCAACCGCUUGCCGACUUCCGUCCCGUUCGAUUAAACCGACAACAACUGAAUGCACAAAUUCCGGAAUUUUUAUGGAAAUUUGAAAAAGAUCUGUCGUCGUCUGCAAAGGCGUCUGAGAGUGCCCAUUCCGACUUGCAGAAGAGUUACGGAUCAGUUACUUGCUGAAUUCACCUCCAAUUUGUUGAAGAAUUGCUGGCAUUGGCGUCCCCGAGCUUCAUCCUGCUGAAUUCUCCCCAAUUGUGGCGUUUUGAAGCUCAAUUAUGUGGAUGAACACUUGGGGUUAGAUUUAGGGUUAGGGUUAGGGUUAGGGAUUUUGCUUGAAUUGGGGAAUUUUGUUGUGGAGUUUGAAUGGGGAAUUGCUGUAGAUCUCCGGCGGCGGUUGCUAGAGAAGAUGUCAAAUCGUCGAAUUACUCCGGCAACGAUCACGGCCGGAAGGACAAAUCGAGCGGCGGAUUUAAGAAAAAAGCGGUUACUGUUCUUCCGGACGUGAAGAAGGAGAACAUCGAGGAGAAGUACAUGGUGGAUCGCGAGCUCGGGCGUGGAGAAUUUGGGGUUACUUACCUGUGCAUCGAGCGUGGAUCGAGUGCGCUGUUGGCUUGCAAGUCGAUAUCGAAGCGGAAGCUCCGGACGGCGGUGGAUGUGGAGGAUGUCCGGCGAGAGGUGGCGAUAAUGAAGCAUUUGCCGCAGAAUUCGAGCAUCGUGAGGUUGAAGGAGGCAUGCGAGGAUGAAAGCGCCGUGCAUCUAGUGAUGGAGCUCUGCGAGGGUGGGGAGCUGUUCGAUAGGAUCGUUGCUCGCGGCCAUUACACAGAGCGAGCUGCGGCGGCGGUGAUGAGGACGAUAAUGGAGGUUGUGGAGCUCUGCCAUAACCAUGGAGUUAUCCACAGGGACUUGAAGCCUGAGAAUUUUUUGUUUGCGAACAAGAAGGAGAAUUCUCCGCUUAAAGCCAUUGAUUUCGGAUUGUCGAUUUUCUUCAAGCCAGGCGAGCGAUUCUCGGAAAUUGUGGGAAGCCCUUAUUACAUGGCGCCGGAGGUGCUCAGGCGAAAUUACGGACCAGAAAUAGAUAUAUGGAGCGCCGGGGUGAUCCUAUAUAUCUUGCUAUGUGGAGUUCCUCCUUUUUGGGCUGAAUCCGAGCAAGGUGUCGCCCAGGCGAUAAUACGCGGUAAAAUCGACUUCGAGCGGGAACCUUGGCCGAGUAUUUCGGAGAGUGCAAAGAACCUUGUGAAGCAGAUGCUCGAGCCCGAUGUUAAGGUUCGACUCACGGCAAAGCAAGUUCUUGAACAUUCAUGGCUCCAGAAUGCAAAGAAGGCACCGAAUGUCCCGCUCGGCGAUGUUGUCAAGUCGAGACUAAAGCAAUUUUCAUUGAUGAAUCGAUUCAAACGGAAGGCACUCAGGGUGAUCGCGGAAUUCUUAUCUAACGAAGAAGUUGAAGGCAUCAAAGAGAAGUUCGCGCAGAUAGACACUGAUAGAGACGGUAUCGUUUCUGUCGACGAGCUAAAGGCUGGACUGCAGAAGUUCAGUUCCGUAAUUGCACAGUCCGAAAUACAGAUGCUCGCCGAAGCUGUCGAUGCGAACGGAAAAGGAACGAUGGAUUAUGGAGAAUUCCUGGCAAUGUUUCUCCAUCUCCAGCGAAUGGCGAACGAUGAACACCUUCACCGAGCAUUCUCUUACUUCGACAAAGAUGGAAACGGAUACAUCGAGCCGGGCGAGCUCUGCGAAGCCUUGGUGGAAGACGGAGCCGACGACGACGGAAAAGACGUCGCAAACGACAUUUUCCAGGAAGUCGAUACGGAUAAGGACGGGCGCAUUAGCUACGAUGAAUUUGCGGCGAUGAUGAAAACGGGGACGGAUUGGCGAAAGGCUUCGCGGCAUUACUCGAGAGGGAGAUUGAACAGCCUCAGCUUAAAGCUGAUGAAGGAUGGCUCCAUCAAAAUGGAUGGGUGAGUAAAUAUUACAUGACAUACAUAUAUAUAUACAUCUAUCUACCUAUAUAUCGAUUGCUUAUCCAUGAAUGUGUAUGUAUUUAAACUACCUGUCUUGAUUUGUUUGUUUGUUUGAAGUGUUGGUUUAGUAAAAUGCACAAUGUGUCUUUAUGUUCAUGCUAGUAAUUCUAAUUAUUUGGGCUUUGUUUGGUU
This is a messenger RNA of Andrographis paniculata, 2299 nucleotides long. Its product is annotated as calcium-dependent protein kinase 13-like. Gene Ontology annotation, biological process: peptidyl-serine phosphorylation; protein autophosphorylation; intracellular signal transduction. The transcript has 7 exons. Lineage: Eukaryota; Viridiplantae; Streptophyta; Magnoliopsida; Lamiales; Acanthaceae. The record is from RefSeq and is a predicted model, not a curated record. Gene Ontology annotation, cellular component: cytoplasm; nucleus. Gene Ontology annotation, molecular function: calcium/calmodulin-dependent protein kinase activity; ATP binding; calmodulin binding. Bases 516 to 2108 code for a protein of 530 amino acids.